Ornithodoros turicata is the source of this 741-nucleotide messenger RNA. RefSeq names its product soma ferritin-like. Gene Ontology annotation, molecular function: ferrous iron binding; ferric iron binding. Gene Ontology annotation, cellular component: cytoplasm. The coding region runs from base 108 to 650 and encodes 180 amino acids. NCBI's taxonomy places the organism in Eukaryota, Metazoa, Arthropoda, Arachnida, Ixodida, Argasidae. The transcript has 2 exons. Gene Ontology annotation, biological process: intracellular iron ion homeostasis; iron ion transport. The record is from RefSeq and is a predicted model, not a curated record.
CGCCACAGCAGUUAGAAGAAGAAGAAACAGGAUGCUCUUCACGUGAGCGUCUUUGGUACAAAUUAUGUCCUUCUGGAGCAUAUAGCUGGGACAUCCAUUAUUGAGCAAUGGCUACGGCACAGCCCCGCCAGAACUACCCUGAAGAAUGUGAGAACCUCAUCAACAAGCAAAUCAAUAUGGAACUGUACGCUAACUACGUCUACCUCUCCAUGGCCUACUACUUUGACAGGGACGACGUGGCUCUACCAGGACUCUUCGAGUUUUUCAAGAACAGCUCGGACGAAGAGGUCGGACACGCGGAGAAAUUUAUGCGGUACCAGAACAUGCGUGGUGGUCGCAUUGUGCUGUAUCCCAUUGAGAAGCCUGCCCAAGAUGAUUGGGAAUCUCCGUUACACGCGAUCCAGGCAUCCUUGGCGCUUGAGAAGAAGGUAAACCAGGCACUCCUGGAUCUCUACGAUACGGCGUUACGUUUGGGUGACGCGCAGCUGUGCGACUUUCUGCAGGUAGAAUAUCUCAAUGGUCAAGUAAGAGACAUCAAGGAAUUGUCAGACUACGUUACGAACUUGGAGCGCGUGGGCACCGGCCUAGGUGAAUUUAUCUUCGACAGGAACGCAUUUUCACUGAAAGGGACCGGUCAAACUGAAGACUAAAUGGAAGCAUUCUCAAUGCUGUGCUGCAUCGAGUACGCGCCGGUGACUGUAAAUCGCGGCGUAAUCGAGAAUAAACUCUAGUACAACUGCA